Messenger RNA from Exaiptasia diaphana, 1348 nucleotides. RefSeq names its product neuroligin-4, Y-linked. The record is from RefSeq and is a predicted model, not a curated record. Bases 71 to 1348 code for a protein of 425 amino acids. Lineage: Eukaryota; Metazoa; Cnidaria; Anthozoa; Actiniaria; Aiptasiidae. The transcript is spliced from 5 exons.
UCGUUACGCUCGUGCAGAACGUUUUGAGAGACCUCGCCCUGUAAGAAAAUCAUGGAAAGGUGUUAAGGAGAUGAAAACGUUUGGGAAAGUUUGUUGGCAGGAUUUGAAUUAUACGAAGCUCAGUCCUUUCAAUCUGCCAAUCAAAGACAUGGAUGAAGAUUGUUUAAACCUCAACGUGUAUGUUCCUGCCGCCCCAUGUGACAGCAAAAGAGCUGUGAUGGUUUGGAUUCAUGGAGGUGGAUUUUUAGGCGGCUCGAACAGAAUAGCUGAUGGCAGUUAUUUGGCAACAUUAGGAGAUGUUAUUGUUAUUGCAAUCAAUUUCCGCCGAGGUAUAUUAGGCUAUCUUCAUCACAGACCAAGUGGUUUAACAGGCAACUAUGGCCUUUUUGACCAGCUGGAAGCCUUAAAGUGGGUGAAUCGAAACAUUGCAGCAUUCGGAGGUGAUCCAAAUCGGGUGACAAUAUUUGGUAACUCUGCUGGGGGUGCUAGUGUGUCUUUGCUCUGUUUGUCACCAUUGGCUCGUAACCUUUUUAAAUACGCGAUCAUGCAGUCCGGGGUAGCAAAUAUACCAGUUAACUAUCAAUACUUUAAAGAAGAUCCUAAAUCAUGGGAAUCUUACAAGCAGAGGUUAAAGUGUAACAAGAACGUUAGUAUAAUUGAUUGUUUAAAGUCCGCCAAACCAAGUUUCUUGAACAAUGUAAAACUACCGCGUUGGUUAAGCCCUGUUAUAGAUGGAGACUUCAUCCUAGAUUCUCCACAUACCUUGCUUGACAAAGGAAACUUCACAAACCCCGAAAGUACUAUGAUAGGYGUGGCCAGCGAUGAUGGAUCGCGUAUGACGAAUGCCAUACCGGAACUAUCGAAUCCUUCAACCAAGAUUAGAGGUUACAGCAUAACCAGAAAGUACUUCCUUAAAUUUAUGAAUGGCUGGGCUCGUCGAUUAAACCGCUUGGACAAGACGUUUACACGUUUCCUCCCAUUUUACAAGAAGGCUGUUAUUCAAGAAUACACUCCGUGGUCCAAUAUCAACAAAACACGUCAAAACCGACGCAUGAUUCUUGACUUUUUGACGGACAGCAUGUUUAUCGCUCCAUCGAUUGACCUCGCGAAUGCAUUUGUCAAAAACGGUGCCAAAGUGUUUUUCUAUUAUGUGGAUCAUGGUAUUGACAUGUCGGAUGGCUAUUUUAAACAUCCAUCGUUCUUAAAGGGUUAUCAUGAAUCAGAGAGGUUUAUGGUGUUUGGAUUUCCAUUGAAAGCCUCACAUCCCCCACCAGCCGAUGUUGCAAUAUCCAAAAAAGUCAUAGAAAUGUGGUCAAACUUUGCAAAAACUGGGUAUGAAUCAGUGUGA